CUUUGGCCCAAGUUGACUUGUUCCUAUUCCCUUGGAUCCAAGUCAAAGUCAACGUCAACGUCAAAUCUCCCCUCCAACUUUUCCAAUAUCAUCACCUAUGGGAGGUUACUUGACUAAUUAAACUGAUACUUCUGUCGUCAACUCGCGUCGCGUCUAACUCAUAGCUGGAUUUCAAUUCGAGUUCUUUUUACUAUUAAUUCCCGUGUGGCCGCACUUAUUUCGCCUCCUCGCUUCACCUAUACCUAUACUUAUACUUAUUAUACAUAUAUCUAUGUCUCAGUCUCAGUCCCGGUCUCAGAUCUUCUUCGAACGCUAAGUUUGCUGAGUGUUGCAUUGGCUCAACGCGACUAUAACCGAGUGUUAUAAGUCUUGACCUAUACUUCCGCAAUAACCGCGACUCUGACGACGACGCAACGCGUACACCUCGCUAAGCGAUAUCAGCACCUAUAAAGGAAAUCCUUCGUUCUAUAGACUUGGAGUCAUACCGCUUUCAACAACAUCUAUCUUCCAAAUAGGCUAGCUUCAAGACAUAUGGUUUUAUGGAAAACGCGAUUGAUAGCUUCUGAUUACGUAGUCGAAUUACAUCGCCAUCUAACAAGACGCGACAACCUCGUGCCUCUGGUCGCGGCACUUUCUCUAACAUUCUAUCUAGCCCAGCUAACUUUUACACUGGAUCAUGUCGCAAGUCAAUACCUCAAGUUCCUUGACGGGCCUCGGCCACUCGUCACAAUCUCAAAAUAUCCCAAGUUCCCAGAAUCAACCACUCAAUUAUUCAAGCAACGAUUCCCAAGAUACUACCGCCUCCAAUGAUACAGAUCGUAUCUUCACUCCGCCCGAAAGCGACAGUGAGGGCAGCAAUGGAAUAAGAAAUAGCCAUAGCUCGAGUCAAGAGUCCCAGCUCCUGCAGCUCUCCCAGCUCGCUGCAGCACAGCAGAGGAUGAGCGAGGUAGACGGAGUACCUACGGCUGGUGGUCAGUCAAGAAAGCGAAUGGCCGACGGUGUGGUCAAGCACAAGAGGGAUAGCUCAAGCGUGUCUCCAAUUCGACCUGGCCACUCUAGAAACACUAGCAUCGUGAGCAUAGCUUCUACCUCUAGUCGCAUCGGAGAGCUAUCGGCUGAAUUGAGGACCAAAUUGUCUUACGCUAUGGUCAAGGUUAACAACGGCUGGCAAGGGCAUUCUAUCGACGAGGUCGAGUCGCUCGCGUCUCAAGUCGCCUCUCCCACCUCUAGCACAUCUACGUUGCAUGGUAGAUAUGGGGCGUCUGCAAGCCCCCGAGUCGCAGUUGCUCCUAUGAGACACAGGGCUUCAAGCAUGGUUACCAGCCCUACGACGCAACAUCCAUCCCAAGGUCGCCCGUAUGAGCCAUCAUGGAGAGAGGGUAACAUGAAGUCAUCCGCUUCAACAUCACCCAACACCCAAGUGCCCGCGCUAGCUCCGCCCGCGCCUAUACAACCGCGUCAGCCCAACCAGACCCAUCCUCGUCGUAGCUCCAACGCGAGGUUCGCACCAGCUUAUCUAUCUCACCCGCAUCACGUUUCUCCCCAUACUCCGGCUCAGCCAAGUCCAUUACAAGCCACUCCGGGUCACGGAACUAUCAGAACACCCAAUGUCGAUCCUAUCCUCUUUUCUCCUCACCAGAACGUGCGGGAGCAGGAAGCGUUGGAGACGCUGAUGUUUAUGAGUAGCCCUGGAAACUCGGCGAAUGUAAAGCACGCGUUUCCUUCGUCUCUCCCUUCAUCACAAGGCUCGCAGCCAGCACAGCCAUUACAUGCGCCGCAAACGCGCAACGGCGGACGAACUGCUCUUCCUACCUCGCGAUUAGGUUCGGGAGCCGAGGCCGGGAACCAAGGACGCAAAAGUUUACCAACGGCGCGGCCGCAGCAUAAUCACGCGCCCCAAGUCAAGCGCGUAGGAUUUGAGAAGUCACCGGGUAUCUACGGUGGGAUGGAUAUUGAUGACCCGCACGUAUCUCCACGAAGUAGAGGCACGCCUCGUCGCCGAACGAAUGGAUCGGCUCCGCGACCAUCUCUAUCCAUCCCUGCUGGCCUAAGCGGCCCGUCCCGGCCGAGAACGGCACUGCGGGGUGACGACAUAGAAAGGAUGCUCGACCGGGUAGGGGCAGACGACAGCUCAGACUCGGAGGGUGAGAUCCACAUUCCCCAGAAUAGAAGAGUGAAUGGCCCAGUGGUCGGAGUUUGAAUGCAAUAUUCCUUUUCAUGGGGUCGCUAUACGGCGUACUUGGCGACUGAGAUUGUCAUUUUUAUCGGUUGUCUCGCGUAUAUACAUGUUUUCCGCAUUGUCGAAAAAGGAUGUAAUUUUUUUUUCUUUCGAUGUCGCAUUCACGACCAUGAUGCAUUAAGCUACUGGGUGUUUUCAUGAGAUGACACUGGGGAUUGCAGGAGCAACUGGGUGCAUUUACGGGAGAUUUAUGAGCAUGAUGACUGGGGGUGGACGUCGUUUGGGUGUAUAUGUUGGAAUGGAUGAUGGAUUUGUUCAAGCGUAGGCUACCUACCCAACUUGUCUAAGUAGGGCUGUCUUCGGAGCGAUUGAAUGCAUGUGUUGAAUGAUUCACCAUCAAAUCAAAAAUGCUCUUAGUAGUAUACACGUAUCUAUCUGGGGGUUAUGACAUAAGGAACGAGUCAUGUUUACCCCUGAUCAAACCUAGGCGUAGAGUGCCUUGGUAUAUCGAGGGUGCAGGUAGGUAUUAAACGACGACUUGGAUGUGUAAGGGGUAUGUACCUAUGUAGGUAUGUAUGUACCUGGGGUAGGAGUGUGUAAUGAUAUUUUGUAUGACCUCCUAAAUUAACGAAAUAAUGAAAUUUACAACGAUACCAACAAAGUUCCCCACG
Messenger RNA from Daldinia vernicosa, 2850 nucleotides. RefSeq lists its product as uncharacterized. The coding region runs from base 677 to 2200 and encodes 507 amino acids. Lineage: Eukaryota; Fungi; Ascomycota; Sordariomycetes; Xylariales; Hypoxylaceae. The transcript has 2 exons. Gene Ontology annotation, molecular function: transcription coregulator activity. The record is from RefSeq and is a predicted model, not a curated record. Gene Ontology annotation, cellular component: SBF transcription complex; cytoplasm.